Magnolia sinica is the source of this 1605-nucleotide messenger RNA. RefSeq names its product caffeoylshikimate esterase-like. The coding region runs from base 333 to 1349 and encodes 338 amino acids. Gene Ontology annotation, cellular component: membrane. NCBI's taxonomy places the organism in Eukaryota, Viridiplantae, Streptophyta, Magnoliopsida, Magnoliales, Magnoliaceae. Gene Ontology annotation, molecular function: lipase activity. The record is from RefSeq and is a predicted model, not a curated record. The transcript has a single exon.
CCAUGCUUCCUGUGGUGUGGUCCACCUGAGAUUUGGAUCUGCCUCUUCUCGGGCUCAUUUCCUAAGAUGAUCCUGCAAAAUAGAUGGACGGCGUGGAUAAAACACGUGCAUCAUGGUGGGGGCCACGGAACUUUCCAGUAGCACACAGCACUGAUUCGCUACGCAAUCCUAGUCAAAUAACCCACGUCCUGUGGCACUGGAUCAGCUCCCACUGCUACAAAAGAACGAAGCAGAUAUCUACCGGCUUUUUAUGAUACUAGGCGCAUACUAGCCUGGUUCAGUCCAUCCUCCCCCUCCCGGCGCACCUGAAUAAUUCCAUCCCGCCUUAGCAGAUGGUUCACCCCAUCGCCGAGGCCGACGAGCGGAGCCCGUUUGGGCGUCUCUCAGAAUCAGAAUUCUAUGCCCGGCACUCAGUGUCCCACUCAUCAUCCAAAUUCGUCAAUCCCAGAGGCCUCCAGAUCUUCACCCAGUCAUGGAUCCCACUUCCCCCAAAGGAGAUCAUCGGCAUCGUCGCCCUCGUCCAUGGCUUCACCGGCGAGUCCAGCUGGUUCGUCCAGCUCACCGCAGUCCACUUUGCAAAGGCGGGAUUCGCCGCCUGCGCAUUGGAUCACCAAGGCCACGGAUUCUCCGACAGCCUUGAUGGCCUUGUGGCCCACAUACCCGACAUCCAUCCAGUCAUCGAUGACUGCAUCAGCUUCUUUGAUUCGUUCCGCGCUCAGUACCCGCCAUCGCUUCCAUCUUUCUUGUAUUCAGAGUCUCUCGGCGGUGCAAUCGCACUCCUCAUCCACCUCAACGGUGGAUCAAACCGCCCGUGGGAUGGAAUCGUGCUAAACGGAGCCAUGUGCGGCAUAAGCGCCAAGUUCAAGCCACCGUGGCCCCUCGAGCACCUCCUCUCAUUCGCCGCCGCCCUAGUGCCCACAUGGCGGGUGGUCCCCACACGCUCGAUCCCCGAUGUGUCAUUCAAGGUGGAGUGGAAGCGGCGGCUCGCCUUUGCGAGCCCACGGCGCACUGCGACCCGCCCGAGGGCCGCCACCGCGCUCGAGCUGCUCCGUGUGUGCCGUGAGGUGCAGGAAAGGUUCGAGGAGGUGAAGCUGCCAAUGCUGAUAGUCCACGGUGGCGAGGACAUUGUCUGCGACCCAGCUUGUGUUGAGGAUUUACACCGGCGUGCAGCAAGCAAGGACAAGACGUUGCGUGUAUACCCUGGCAUGUGGCACCAGCUUAUUGGUGAGCCGGACGAGAAUGUGGAGCUCGUGUUUGGCGAGAUCAUUGAGUGGCUCCUGGUGCACGCUGAACGAGCCGCUGCUCCGAACAAGGAAGCCAAUGCCACUUCCGGAGCAUCGGAAUCGUGAUCGGACCCCACCUAAAAUAAGUUCUUGAUGCAUGCCCCAGCGUGUGCAUGAGUGCGGGCAUGCAUUUGUUAGAUGGUGUAUGAGGUUGCUUAAGCCUCUGUAAUGUUUUUAUUCCGCUAUCUACAGACUGGGGAUUAACAUAGAAUGCUUAGAAUUUCUCGUGUUUGGUAACAUUUGAAUUGUAUCUCUGUUUGGAUGCACAGGUAAAUUGAAUUAGCGAAAAUUCAAUUUAAUCAAGAGAAGCAGAUGUCAAGUU